Molecule: messenger RNA, 1783 nt
Organism: Carassius gibelio (silver crucian carp)
Lineage: Eukaryota; Metazoa; Chordata; Actinopteri; Cypriniformes; Cyprinidae
Product: ADP-ribosylation factor 4-like
Exons: 6
Coding region: 183-725 (180 amino acids)
Biological process (GO): intracellular protein transport; vesicle-mediated transport
Cellular component (GO): cytoplasm; plasma membrane
Molecular function (GO): GTP binding; GTPase activity
Source: RefSeq, a predicted model, not a curated record
UUCCCGGAUUGUGAUCGCAGCAGGAAGUGAUGCCAAGUCUUCCACGGUGGCUCCUCUUCUUACGUGGCAACGCGUCAGACGACCGCGAGACACUGAGCACAAAGAGACAGAAUAUUCAUUAAAAUACAUUUUCUUAACUGUUUCGGUUAUUGUUCGGGUUUAGGGUUUUCUUUUGAAUCAUCAUGGGUCUGACCAUCUCGUCGCUCUUUGGGAGGCUUUUCGGGAAGAAACAGAUGAGAAUACUGAUGGUGGGUUUGGACGCUGCUGGUAAAACCACAAUACUUUACAAGCUGAAGCUGGGAGAAAUUGUGACCACUAUUCCUACUAUAGGUUUUAACGUAGAGACCGUUGAAUACAAGAACAUCUGCUUCACCGUGUGGGAUGUCGGCGGUCAGGACAAGAUUCGUCCUCUCUGGAGACACUAUUUUCAGAACACACAGGGUCUGAUCUUUGUGGUGGACAGCAAUGACAGAGAGAGAGUGGCAGAAUCUGCAGAAGAGCUUUCUAAAAUGUUGCAGGAAGAUGAACUGAGGGACGCCGUGCUGCUGGUUUUCGCAAACAAACAGGAUCUGCCUAACGCCAUGGCUGUCAGUGAACUCACAGACAAACUUGGGCUACAGAGUCUACGCAGUAGAACGUGGUAUGUCCAAGCGACCUGCGCUACACAAGGUACCGGACUCUAUGAAGGACUGGACUGGUUAUCAAACGAGCUCUCCAAACACUAGUGUGCCUGCUCAUACUGGCGAGAUGCGUGUGAACUUUAGAAAGACGGGAGUGUGUGGGUUGAUAGACUCUCUUGAAGAACUUGAGUGAGUGAGUGUGUUUGUGUAUGUGGAGGAGCUAUCAAGUGUUCAGCAUCAUGUCUAAUCUAUCUUAUCUGUCUUUUUCUAUGCUCUAUUCCUACUAAUGUUCUUUUAAUUUUUUUCCCUUAAAAAAUCUGAUUGUUUUCAUGACUUUAAGAUAAUGCUUAAAUUGCACGUUUACUUGAUAACUGUGAGAGCAUUAUGGCACAACAGAAAGGAAGUUCUGGAGGAAUUCCAGGUCGAGGCGUCCCUCUCGUGCAAGUUUGGGGUAGUUGUAGCUUAAGAGCGAGUAAAUGCCAGAAAGAAGCCAUUGUGCGUUGACGCUCACUCCAAGAUCCCUGUUGCAGUGCUGCCUAACUUGACUAGUGAGUCGCAGGAUUCCCCAGUUCAUGAACAUUCCAUUUCAUGGCAGUUAAUUUUAUUCUAGGGGGUUGUUUUACAAAGCUACACAUUAACUUUUGUUGCAGAAGCCUCCCAAGUCUUGUUUCAGAGACUUUGCCACCAACAGAUUCUUUGGAACAAAAUGGUACAUGAAGUAUUGACAGCAAUAUGAUUGAUUAGCCUAAUGAUCUCUAACCGCCUUUGAUGUUAAAUACCUCCGUUGAACAAUAAGCAAGUAAAUGUUUUUUGUUGAAAGCAUUUGAACAGAUCAUCGUACCUUGCCUGAUUUUUUGGAGGUGGGAUGGACGUUGUGGGUUGGACCAGGAUGAAAUGUUUCUUCAGUCUGCUCCAUGUUUCUUUUCUCUUUUCAUGUCAAAUGGCUGUAUGUAAGCUGGCUCCUUUAGUAUCAGCGAUUAAGGUGCAUUCAGUUGAGAAUUUUGUAUAGGACACUCCAGUACACCAAUAAGGUCCUUAUUUCCUGAGCAGGAUCUUCUGAUCUUGUACACUUCCCUUCUGUGGCAAAUAAAAGCCCUACUCUUGUUCAAACUGUGCCACAAGGUCCACCCCUGUGAGAAAAUAAAGAUCUGAUAAAAACUGAA